GUCCCCGUCGUCCCCAUCACGUGCUCGGUGUGCUGCAUUGUGUUCGCGGCGGAGGGAGGAGGGCCGGCCGUGUCAGUGAUCAAUGUCAUGACUUCCUCCCCGGGCCGGAGCGCUGUGGGAGCGGGGCCGGAGGAAGCUCGCCGAUCGCCGGGGAACGAGGCGCGGCCGCGCACCCGCGGACCCGCGCGCGGAGCGGGGGAAAGAUGAGCUCCGGGGACGUCGUUUGCACCGGCUGGCUCAUCAAGUCGCCCCCCGAGAGGAAGCUGAAGCGAUAUGCCUGGCGGAAGCGCUGGUUCGUGCUGCGCAGAGGGCGCAUGAGUGGCAACCCAGACGUGCUGGAGUACUACAGGAACAGCCACUCCAAGAAGCCCAUCCGCAUCAUCGACCUCAAUGAGUGCGAGGUGCUGAAGCACUCGGGGCCCAACUUCAUCAAGAAGGAGUUCCAGAACAACUUCGUCUUCAUCGUGAGAACCACCUACCGCACCUUCUACCUGGUGGCCAAAACUGAGGAGGAGAUGCAAAUCUGGGUGCGCAACAUCAGCCAGAUCUGCAACUUUGGGCAUUUAGAAGAUGGCACAGGUUCAGUGGAAAGCCUGUCCCACACAACCUCGUCCCCACAGCCUUCGCCAGCUGCCUCCACCCACACAUCCCGCAUCGCUGAUCCCUCCUUCUCGGUUGACCACACUGCCACCGAUGCUUCUGCUGCAGAGGAGACCCCUAGUGAGUCGGAGUCGGUCUUCCUCCCCGACUACCUCUUCCUCUCCAACUGCGAGUCGGGCAAGCUCAGCCACACCAGGUGUGACAGCUGGUCCAACUCAGAUAGAUCGCUGGAGCAGACCUCAUCAGAUGAUGUUUUCAUCGACUCUCUGCAGUCCCAGCCCUCCUUGUACCUCGUGCAACCAUCCAGCACCAUACACCAGGAUGGGACCCCACUGGCAAACCCUGGUGUGGUGCCCAGGAGCACGGACAUGAGUGGGACAGCCAGCGACUUGUCCUCCUCUCCACUGCUGGGGACGUCACUGACACCAACCUUUCCAAUGGAGCAGAGCCAAAGCACACUGCCCUAUGGUGUGAGCCAGCUGGAUGUGCUCUCCAACACACCCCCACCACGGCCCCCCAAGCCCACCCACUUCUCGGACAGGCGAGGGGAUGAGGCAGGUGGUGGGGUGCUACAGAAUGGCCACGCGGGGACCUGCCGUGUUCCAGUGGCACUGGUGCCCAGGAGGAUCUCCCUGUCCAGCCUAGACAACAUGAGGAACUGGAAAGCAGACAUGGAAGGGAGUUCUUUAAGAAGUCGGGACAAGAGACUGAGCUUGAAUUUGCCCUGCCCCUUCUCCCCACUCUACUCAACGGCUGUGGAUGGAGCAGAAGACAACUAUGUGCCCAUGCGCCCCAGCACCUCUCCCUCGGCACCUGGCUCCGACUGCUCCCCUGACGGCUACAUCCCCAUGAGCCCCAGCUCAGCAACCUUCACCUUCCCUGUAGUCAACACUGAAAAAGUCACCAGCCCCUUACCUGAGCUGCCCUCCGACCUGGAGCCGCCCCCGGUGAACCGAGACCUCAAGCCUCGCAGGAAAUCACGGCCACCUCCUUUGGACUUGAGAAACCUCUCCACAAUCCGAGAGCAUGCUGCUGUGACCAGGAUGUGGACUGUGCCUUACAAUCGAAUGAGCUUUAUCUCACCAGAAAGAGACGGUAUUAAUUCAGCAAGAAUAUUUGCCAAUUCAGUUUCCGGAGAAGAGGAAGAAAGUUACAUUCAUAUGGAGCACAGACAGGCAACAUCUCCAUACAGUGGUGCUUUUCCAUGGACAAGGAAAUCUAACCUUGAUUACUUAGCAUUGGAUUUUAAUUCUGCUUCCCCAUCCCCUGUACAGAAGAAACCAUUUCUUUCUGAGGAGCAGAGAGUGGACUAUGUCCAGGUAGAUGAACAGAAGACUCAGGCUUUACAGAACACUAAGCAGGAAUGGACAGAUGAGAGGCAAUCAAAAGUUUAAAGGAAGAAGAUUGGGAUCUGGAGGAGGAUUUUUUUUGCACUGGAACCAUGAUGUCAAUGAAGCAGCUAGCACAGAGUUCAAAGGCAGAGAGAGUGAAGAAGCUGCAAGAUGCUUGCAGUCUCCGGCGGAGUGGCAUUUUUACCAGAAAUCUUUGAUUUCAUUUGGAAAUAGUAUGUUAAAUGAGUGAGUGCUUCACUGAUGAUUGAAGUAAUGCAUUACUCUUAUUACUGCCCUUACUGGUAAGCUACAUGGUACCAUUUCUGGCAUGACUCUGGGACAAGUCAGACACUUAAUGUUAACAAAUCCACUACAAGUUGCAUUAAUCUAGUUGGUCCUGUCUUUUCCCUCUGUUGUAUAAUUCCUAGUUGCUAAAGCUAUUUUUCUAUAUUCCUCACAAACACUGUGGGUGCUCAGGCUGCCUGUGGCAGCAAGCAUCUGACAGAUAUUGAUGACUAAUCAACUAAGGGCUAAAAUACUGAAACAGUAAAAAGAACUUUUUAAAUGUAUAGCGCUCAAGCAAAGAGAAUUUUGGAAAAUAUUUUUCCCCUGUGUUUAAAAGAUCUGACUCUGAGCUGUCAGAAGCUCGAAACAAGACUAUGUACUGAUGGGUCUGGAACGUGUGGGCACUGACCCUCUGGUUGAUGACCAUCGUGUUAAGUUUCUUUCUGCUGUGGCUUAUUCUUGUCACCUCUCGCUCUGAUUACUACUGAUGUUUUCUCCAUGUCUUGAGGAGUGUCCUCAGCACAGCACAGCUGCUCCUCUAGCAGGAGACUGCUGACACACAGCUCUCAGCUGGCUGAAAAAUAGAAAGGGAAGCUGUGAGCCUGUUUCUGCAAGUCUUGGGAGACCUGGCAAAGGAUCAAGAAUGCUUUCAUUCAAACUGCAGAAGAAAUGCAAUUGGAAUUGCUGGUAGCAAUUGUCAAACUGAUUGUUUCAUCAGACUCACCCCAAAAAAUGGAAAAUUAAGAAAUGCAGCGUGGUCUGUGAGAGGCUAGCAGGCCUGCCAAAAGGAAACAACAACACGGCAUGAGGACCUCUAGGUUCAGGAAGCUUAUCUACUUUGGGUCUUGAUAGGGACACUAUCUCAGGAUCAUAUAUGUGUACAGUUUGACAUAUUUAACUUUAGAAGCUUGGCUGCAAUCUAUUUUAAGAUGGCAUAUAGCCACUGCAGAACUGGCAGUUUGCAGUGCAGUGACCCACACCGGACUUGAUCUUUGCUCGUGCAGGUAAGUUCCACUGGCCAUAGAUGCCUGAUCCUGCCAGCAUGGAAGAUUUCUUCUUUGACAAAACCAAGUCACUGGCCCCCUCGUGUGCCUGUUGUACCACGUUGUCAUCAGACCUACUCAAAAUGCUGAGUGACCAAGCAGUUGCCAUGGAAACAUCAUCGCAGACAUUGCUGGCACUGAAGGCCCUUCCUUACUGCUCUCCCUCCAGCCCCUGGGCUCACCAGGUGGGCUGAGUUGCAUGUCCUGCAGGAAGGGGCUGCCUCAAAAGCAGAAAUGCUGAUUUCCUCCUACCUCAAGACAGCUGAAGUGCUAGCAAGUCUUGCUGUUUACUUAGAUCAGAUGCAGAGUUGGGUAGCUGGGUAACACCCUGCAAGAGCAGUGAGAUUUGCCAGCACCUCUACUGACCCUGGGGCAAACUGGGCAGCUGGCCUCAUAGUCAGAAAUUGUCCUGGGUUAGAGAUGCUUAGAAAAUUGGAUUUAUGCUGCAGGAUGUUCCCUCUUCUCCACCCCACCCAAAGCUCUAAAAUGAAAGUUGAUGUCCAGAAAAGUUUUGCAAAGAAUUCAGGCUUUUCAGCAUAAGAUCUGGUGUGAAAUUUAGUAUUUGAACCCUCUUUUUUUUUUUUUGGUCCUAAACUAAACUCAGUGUAGGCAAGUGCUGCACAGUCAUGCCCCAAGUGGGGCUGUGGGAGAGGGGAACUGGACUGUGGGGAUCCACACCUCUGGGGGAUGCAAGAAAGCUCACAGGGCCAUGCUCACAAGGAUUUUGGCCUUUCUGCUCACACAAAUUGCUGUCAUAAAGUGUACAAAUAAUACAAUAUCACUGAGAGCUCGCAAGGUAUGCUGCAGUACAGAGUUAACACUCAUAUGAGGUGUGUAUUGUGGUAAGGGACCAUCACACUGAAGAGCCUUGUGAAGUACAGAAAGCAUCUGUAAAGGGCAAGAUCAAUUAUGCUAAGCUUCUGCAGAGCCCAAAUUGCAAAGUGAUGGCAUGCUAGCCUCUGAUUCAGACUGCAGUAGCGUGCAAAUCAGCUCAUGUUCUACUGGAGCAUUUCCUUUCAUGCUGUCAGAAAAUCUUCUGAAGUGGAAAAAUACCAAGCUAUUGAGGACAACUGACACGUUUGUUAUUGUGGUUUGUUGUUAAAACUGUUUAAACUUGGGCAAAACUUGGCUACUGGGUCAGUCAGAAAGAGCAAGUUCUUCUGGUUUUGUUUUCUUAAAAAGAUAUAAAAGUUCAACCUGGAUGUGGCUGUCCUUCAGUCAGUCCCCCCUUAGACUUCUGCAUGUCUCCUUUCUGCUCCUGGAGCUGUCUUGUCCCCAUCAGACGCGGCUUACUGUUUCUAACUUUCACUUUUAAACUAAAAGUUAAGUUUGAGGUUAUGGUAAGGUCCGACUGCUCCAGAGUCCGUGAGAUGCAUUCUUGUGCAAGUACAAUAUACUAAACAGGAGCAAUUAAAAAAAUACAGAAGAAGUUUAAAAGCAGAACAGUCCUCCCCAAAGGUUUUUUUCUCCCAUGUAGUCAAAUUCUGCAAUAAUCCUUAGAGGGCAAAGAAAAGGAGAAUGGCAUGAGGAUGACAAAAGCCAACUCUUCUGCAGUCACCCCCGUCACUGGGAACGGUCUGAAAUGGAGCAGCAGCCCUGCUGUGGUCUGUCGGUGAUGGACCUGGUGGCUGCUGGCAGCAUCCCUGCAACCUGCUGGCAGGAGGGGAGAUGCUGGAGGGAAAAGGAGCCAAUGCUUGGUUCAUUCUGCUCCUUGGCCAAAGGCAAAAGAAAGACUGUGAAAGCACCUGGGAACCGAAUCAGCCUUUGAUGUGUCAUAUCUGAAAAUGUGGGACAGGCAGGAGGCCAGGCACUCUCCUUGUAGCAUCUUCUGUUUGCUGUAGGGCUAUUAUUUUGUUACUUGUCUGUAUUUCUUGGAAGGUAUCAGGGGAGCUGUUGCAGAGGGAGGCUCUGCACUUUGAUGAGCAAGGGACAGCCGGCAGCCCCUUGUGAAGCUCCUGUCCCCUGAGGACCCGGCAUUGCCCAGCUAAGGACCUGUAGUGCCUUCUCCAGCAUCUCUGGGGGUUCUCAUUCAAAGUGGAGAGGAGCAUUAAGCAGGCAGAGUGGGCUCUGUUUACUUAGAUGUGUUGCUCUGUGAAGCUUGCAGAUGCAGCUGAUCGCAUGACAAGGAGGACAGCAAGCUGAGCAGUGACAUUGCCUGUGGGCAGUGGGCACAAAAACACUUGCCUGAAGUAAAUCCUGCAGAAUCAUAAAGAGAUUAAUCUGCUCUGAACUUCUUUCCUGAAGACAACAGAGUGUUUACUGGGAGUUGCACUCAUUCCCAAGGCCUUUACUCAAUGAGGAAUUAAUAUAGUAGUUCUUCAGUGAUCACACAAUGAGCAAAGAGCGUAGCAGGAUCCAGGACUCUUUGCUUUUCGGACUGAACUGUGUUUUACAUUUAUAACUCCUUAUUACAGGAGAUGGCAUUAAGUACCUUACUGUCGGAUAGGAACACUUUACCUGAGAAUGCUUACAGCCAUUGAAUUCGAGCCAGGUGGUUCCCACCAGCUCACUUUGCCAAGGGCAGAGCCCGCACUUCUCCGUCCCACUGAUUGCAUCAUAGGUGUGGGUUUGGGAGUUGCAUUAACUUCAUGUGAUUCAGUGGUUUAGUAAUUCAAAGACCAUCAGAUGCUGUGAUGAGAAUGAAGCACAGGGCAAUGCCUUUCCUUUGUUCCCCUGUUCUGCAAAAGUUGCUCAGGUUAAAAAAAAAAGAAAGCCACCAAAAUAGCAGACUUUUGUCGUUUCAAAGCCAGAAUAUUUUUUGUUCAAAUAAAACUUACAUCUUGUGCAAAUGAAGCAUUACACUUUUUUGUAUCUGUAAAUGUGUGGGGAAGCAUUAAGCAGUCAUCACUGUUGCCAGGGGGAAAGUCAUUGACAGAGGGGAGGAGCUCUCCCUUCCUGAUGUUUCAUUGUGAUAUUUGUUGUAUAUAUUUGCACAUUGUAUCCUUUUUUCUAAUAAAUUAAUAUAAAAUGUAGCUGUGAACUUUAAUUA
This is a messenger RNA of Phasianus colchicus (ring-necked pheasant), 6248 nucleotides long. It is a transcript of the gene GAB3, whose product is annotated as GRB2 associated binding protein 3. Gene Ontology annotation, biological process: signal transduction. The record is from RefSeq and is a predicted model, not a curated record. Lineage: Eukaryota; Metazoa; Chordata; Aves; Galliformes; Phasianidae. Gene Ontology annotation, cellular component: cytoplasm. Gene Ontology annotation, molecular function: signaling adaptor activity.